AUGCAUCCAGCUAUCUACACAGGGCUACUCUGCACCCUAGCUGCACCCACCCUGGGUGUAGUCUGGGAGAGUCUGGGCGGAGGCGUACCUAGCAGCUGGAAUCUCAAAGAAACUCCCUCAUCAGACUCAACAAUGGCCCUUUCCAUCGCGUUGAGCCGCCAGAACCUGGACCAGCUAGAAUCGAAAUUGACCAAGCUCUCAACCCCCGGCGAGGCCGAGUACGGCCAAUGGCUCCAAAAACACGAGAUAGACACCCAAUUCCCCGUCGUGGACGAUACAGCCGUGGUGAACUGGUUGAAGAGUGCCGGAAUCUCGAAUUUCGCCCGUGAUGGCGCCUUGCUCAAUUUCACUGGUAGCGUUGAGAUUAUUGGCCAGCUGCUCAAUGCCAGCUUUGCUUAUUAUAGUAAUGGUGAUUUGGUCAAGUUGCGCACGACUGAGUAUUCGAUUCCUGAUGAUCUGACUAGCUAUAUCGAUCUCAUUUCGCCCACUGUUUUCUUUGGCAAGACUCGAAGUGCUGUUCCGGUGCCGUCGCCUUUGCAGAAGGUGCAGGAGCGCAGGGCUUCUUCGACUGAGAUCUCGCCCGCUUGUCAGACUUCUAUUACACCUUCUUGUUUGAAGGAGAUGUAUAAUGUUGGUGAUUAUACGCCCGAGCCUGCGGCCGGUAGUCGUGUUGGAUUUGCGAGUUUCUUGAAUCAAUCUGCGUCGUACUCUGAUCUGGCGGAUUAUGAAUCUCGCUUCAAUAUCCCAUCGCAGAGUUUCACCGUUGAGCUGCUUAAUGGAGGAGUGAAUAAUCAGAGCGCGAGUAAGAGUGAUAUUGGCGAGGCCAAUUUGGAUGUGCAACUUAUCGUUGCUGUUUCGCACCCUUUGCCCGUUCAUGAAUUUAUUACUGGUGGCGUUGCACCUUUCCUUCCUGAUGCCGACGAGCCUACCGAGGCUGAUGACGAGAACGAGCCAUAUCUGAUUUUCCAUGAGUACUUGCUCUCUAAGACCAAUGACGAGCUGCCUCAGGUUAUUUCCACCUCCUAUGGAGAUGAUGAACAGACUGUCCCCGAGAAGUACGCCAAACGCGUCUGCAAUCUCAUCGGCCUAAACACACUACGCGGAUUGACUAUCAUCCACUCUUCCGGUGACGAAGGCGUUGGCUCAGCCUGCCAGGCCACCGACGGCGUAACUCCCCAAUUCAACCCAAUCUUCCCAGCAACAUGUCCCUACGUCACCGCAGUCGGCGGUACAUCAGACGUGAGCCCGGAAGUAGCCUGGAACGCCUCGUCUGGCGGGUUCUCCAACUACUUCUCUCGGGCUUGGUAUCAGAACUCCGCUGUCGAGAAAUACCUGACCAACAUCACCCACGAAACAAAGGAGUAUUACUCGAAGUAUGCUGACUUCAAGGGUCGUGGAUUCCCAGAUGUUUCUGCCCACAGUUUAUAUCCCGAUUACCAAGUCAUUACUGCCGGUAAUACCUCCGCCUCAGGUGGAACAUCCGCUGCGGCACCUACAUUCGCUGGUAUCAUCGGUCUCCUCAAUGACGCCCGUCUGCGCGCUGGCAAGCCGGUUCUUGGUUUCUUGAAUCCGUUCUUAUACUCGAAGGGAUUCAAGGCGCUGAAUGAUAUUACUGCCGGCGCUUCUUAUGGAUGUGGUGGUAUUGAUCCGCAGAGCAAUCGAGCUGUGCCUGGUAGCUUGAUUAUUCCUGGUGCGCAUUGGAAUGCUACUGAGGGCUGGGAUCCGGUUACUGGACUUGGGACGCCUAAUUUCCAGGAAUUGAAGAAGCUGGUGUUGGCUCUGUGA
Messenger RNA from Penicillium canescens, 1785 nucleotides. RefSeq names its product S53 family peptidase. The transcript has 5 exons. The record is from RefSeq and is a predicted model, not a curated record. NCBI's taxonomy places the organism in Eukaryota, Fungi, Ascomycota, Eurotiomycetes, Eurotiales, Aspergillaceae. Gene Ontology annotation, molecular function: tripeptidyl-peptidase activity; serine-type endopeptidase activity. Gene Ontology annotation, biological process: proteolysis. Bases 1 to 1785 code for a protein of 594 amino acids.